Triticum aestivum (bread wheat) is the source of this 2103-nucleotide messenger RNA. RefSeq names its product E3 ubiquitin-protein ligase At1g63170. The transcript has 6 exons. The record is from RefSeq and is a predicted model, not a curated record. The coding region runs from base 617 to 1822 and encodes 401 amino acids. Lineage: Eukaryota; Viridiplantae; Streptophyta; Magnoliopsida; Poales; Poaceae.
CAUCCUCCAUCAUAUUCCCCAAUCCGAGAUGGGUUAAGACCCUCGCCACCAACCCCUCCCUCCCCGUCUCCGCCCUCCCCACCGCACCGCACCAAGCCCACUCCUCGCCGCCGCCCGCCCGCCCGAUCGCCGCCGCGCGCAGCCGACUGGCUCCGCCGCACUCCUCGCGCUGCCCGGUCGCCGGAUUCCGCCGUCCUCCCUCCCCUCGCGCGCCGCGCGAGCUGCCUUGCACAUCCUCUCCCCGCCGCCAGCUCCGUCAGGUCACCCGGCGUCACCUCCCCCUUCCCUGCCGCUGCUCCUCACGCCGUCGGCGCACAGUUCGUCGGGGUUGCGCCAGGGAAGUACCGGCUGUCUGCCUGUCGAUCUACUCUCCGUGGCGCCGCUCGAGGGCUGCGCUGUUGCAGGACAACUAUCAUUGAUUAUAUUAACCGAGAGACUAGUUUGAAGCUUUGGAUUCUCUGUUGAAGCAUCCACACAAAUCCUUUGUUAGAACAUAGAUAGCAGGAGGGCAUUGAAAUGUGGCAGCUUGCCUCCAUCCUUUGUUACUUCUGAAUACUGAAGAGCUUAGCUUAUCAUAUUCCUCAAAAUUCAAGGUCAUACUGCUACGCAAUCUGGAAUGGAACAAACAACGGGGGUAAGUGGUCAUGAACAUGUAAUUGAUAUUCCAAGGGAUAGCGGUCCUUCGGCCUCGGCAUCGCACAGUGUUGGUAGAGAGAACCAUGAAGGGUUGAAUCCUGUGGAUAGGCCUUCAACAAGAGCUGCAACGUCUGCCUUGCAGCCACCAGCAGCAAUAGGUCCUCCUCAUGCAGAAAAUACUUCAGGCACUAGGAGACGUGAUAACUAUGGUCGGCGACAUAGGAGCCCUUUGAACUCUGGACUAUGGAUUUCGGUUGAAGUUAUCGUUAAUGUUAGCCAAAUUGUUGCUGCCAUUGUUGUGCUAUCCCUGUCAAGGAAGGAACAUCCACAAGCUCCAUUGUUUGAGUGGGUCAUAGGUUACACGGUCGGUUGUUUUGCCACUUUGCCACAUCUUUACUGGCGCUAUAUACACCGUAAUAUUGUGAACGGUGAGAAUGAGCCAGCACACUCACUUCAGGGCUCCUCGCAGAACAACUCGACUGAGCCCACUCCUGCAAGUGUAUCAGAACGGCGAAGGAAUGCUGCACGAAAUGCAGUUCUGGCUAACCCAAGGAUUAAUGCACUUUUUGACCACUUCAAGAUGGCCUUGGAUUGUUUCUUUGCCGUGUGGUUUGUUGUAGGAAAUGUGUGGAUAUUCGGUGGGCGUUCUUCGGCUAUUGAUGCUCCAAACUUGUACAGGUUAUGCAUCGUGUUCCUCACCUUCAGCUGUAUUGGGUAUGCCAUGCCUUUCAUCCUCUGCGCAAUGAUAUGCUGUUGUCUCCCCUGCAUUAUAUCCGUCAUGGGCUUCAGAGAAGACACAAACAAUACAAGAGGGGCCACUUCGGAAUCCAUCAAUACUUUGCCAACUUAUAAAUUCAAAACCAAGAAACGCCGCCAUGGUUCAGGUAACGAAGCCGAAGGCCAAGAGGGAGGUAUAGUGGCUGCAGGGACUGACAAGGAGCGGUCGCUUUCUGCUGAAGAUGCUGUUUGCUGCAUCUGCCUUGCCAAGUAUGCACACAACGAAGAGCUUCGUGAACUUCCCUGCACACACUGCUUCCACAAGGAAUGCGUCGACAAAUGGCUAAAGAUAAAUGCCCUCUGCCCUCUGUGCAAAGCCGAGAUAGCAAGCUCAUCUGGCGCAUCUGAUACUCGCCACAUGGACCAUUCAGUACCGACAAUACCGACGCAGGAGAUUGAAAUGCAUUAGAUUGGUCUGCCUUCCAUCUUCCGAGGUGAUACAUAAGCAUAUAGGUGCUCGCGGUGCCGGUCUGCAUGUAUAAAGUUGAUGCUUUUGAUCUAUGGAUUGUAGCGAUGAUGUCCCAAGGUUUUUUUUGUCCUUUUUUUUAAUCUUGGAGAAGUUACAGCUUUUCUCGCUGUCAACACUCUUGACAAUGCAAAUGCAGUAUUGUUUCUAUUUGGCGUUCGGCUGAACUUGGGGAAAUGCUGGCCCAGGCCCAGGUAUAUAUAUGUUGCCUUUCCACUGUGGUA